GAUCCCAGUAUCCCAUCGAUUCAAUAUUUCAAGCCGAUCGGCAAUCGAGUUCUCAUCUUUUUCUUCAUCGCCUCUAUCUCUUUCAGUCGCGUCGCAUCAGAGCAUCGCCGCAUAUCAGUCGCAUAGCCUCUAUAUCUUUCUAUCGUGCUCUCUGACAUCACGUACUCCGACUAAAUCAGCAAUGGGGUCUGAUUUGCUUUACGAGAUUCAUCAGAACGCCUACAUCAAGCUCGUCCUACAUUCUAUAAAGCACAAAUCUUCUGCCGUCAACGGUGUUCUCCUAGGCACCACCUCAGCUUCUGGUGGUCUUGUCGAAAUUGAUGAUGCAAUCCCCCUCUUCCACUCCCAACUUGGCAUCCUCCCACCUCUUGAGAUUGCCCUUUUUAUGAUAGAGGAGUAUUGCAGGGGUAAGGCAUCGAGUAUCGUUGGUUACUUUCACGCCAAUGAGCGUAUUGAUGAUGCUGAACUUGGAUCUGUCCCGAAGAAUAUUGCAGAUCACAUCCACCAAUAUUUUCCUCAGUGUGCUUUGCUUCUGUUAGAUGCCAAGAAGCUCAAAGCUUUACCCAAGAGUAAGGAUAGGAGUCCUGUGAUGCAGCUUUAUACCAAGGAUGCCUCCAGGAGCUGGAAACUUGCAGGAUCAAAUGGAAACUGUCAAUUAACUCUCAAGGAGCCCGUGGCAAAUGAAGUCCUUUUAGAUUAUAUUUCCUCGGAGAAAUGGAAGGAAAUACAAGAUUUCGACGACCACCUUGAUGACAUUAGCAAGGACUGGCUCAACAAGGAACUCUUCGAAUGAGAUAUCUAUUCGGCGAGCGCAAUUUGUUUUUCACGUAAGACUUCUUUAUUUGCUAAUGGCAUCCGCUUUAUGGAUUGUGUUUGUAAACUGAUAGACCUAGGCUUGGUUUAGAACGUUGGCCUUUUAUUAUUGGUUUCGGAUUUGAUUUUUCGUACGCCCCUCUAUGUUUUAUAACGGCCUUUUAUUGGUUUCUAUUUUUUUUUGAAGAUUCAACUAAAUACCUCUUAAUGGUUCAGAUGUCUGAAUGAUUCAGCACUUAAUGGUUCAGACUGUUUGUUUCAGCCUCUUAAUGGUUCAGAUGUCUGAAUGGUUAAGAGAUUUGCCUCUGAAUGGUUAAGUAUUAUACAGAGUCUGAAUGGUUAAGAGCUCUUAUCUGAAUUGAUCAGACAUUUGCCUCUGAAUAGUUAAACAAUAUACUAGCUCUUAAUGG
This is a messenger RNA of Cuscuta campestris, 1223 nucleotides long. Lineage: Eukaryota; Viridiplantae; Streptophyta; Magnoliopsida; Solanales; Convolvulaceae. The record is from the annotation of a GenBank genome assembly.